UUAAGUCCGAUCAUCAAUGCCGCCAUCAAGCUAUGCUGCUCUGCAGCCCCCAAACGAAGAGGGAGAGAAACCAGUAACCGUACUGGUCACUGGAUUUGGUGUAUGUCAAUAUUUCCCUCCAAUCCCCUGUGUUUUCUCCAAUGCUCUGUAAUCCGGCCCACAUCUCCUAUUGUGCUUCUAACCAGGCACAUUGGAUGCGAUCAUUUGACAGACUAACAUGUAUCCAGCCAUUUUUAGCGAAAGUACCCAAGAACUCUUCCUGGGAUAUCGCUUCUACACUUCCAGCUCUGAUACCAAAGUCACCCAAAAACCAAACUCCGAUCAACAUACACGUUCACCAUGAGCCCAUCCGCGUAGCAUAUAACACUGUCGUCAAUCUCGUUCCCCAGCUUCUUCCACCAGCCAAUCCUCUCUAUCCCUCCCCAGAUAUUGUGCUGCACAUCGGUCUAGCAGCCGGACGAAACUACUUCGCCAUCGAGCAAGGAUCCCACAGUCAUGGGUACGGGAAGAUUCCGGACGUAGACGGCCAACGAUUCGAAGACUCUGCAGCAGAAGAGCAUUUCCCAUCUUCAAAAUACCCACACAAACUAAAGACUAGCUUCGAUACAUCUGACGUCCUUGCGCUCUGGAAAGUGAACUUGGGAAACACAUCUGCCAACGGCACUAAAAACAAUGAAGGAUGCACUGAUGUGCGCAUCAGCACCGAUGCCGGAAACUUCUUGUGCGGCUUCAUCUACUACAACAGCUUGGCGCAUUAUUUUAAUAUCAAGGAGGAUGAGAGACCCGUCAUUUUCCUACAUGUCCCUGAUUUGAGCAGUAGUGAGGAUAAGCUAAAGGAAGGAUGGGAAACUACAGUCGCUUUGAUCAAAGCGCUAGUCGAGAGUAGACAGAAAUCAGGCGGCAAGGUCGUCGAUGGGGACAAGAAGGAUGGAGAACUGGAGAAUGGCAAAAAGGAAGAGCGGACGGACAAUAAUUUUGUAUAAACGGAUCAGGCUCCAGCACAAAGAUCAGAAAGGGGGGGGACAAACCAAUCCUUCAUCCUAGAUUGGUUAGAACAGGACGCCCUUUUUGAGCCCCGCAUCAUCCUUAGACGUAAGCAUAGGGGCUCUCUAAUUGGUUGAAUAUCAUAUAUACAUAGCCGUUGAGCAAGUUGACACUCGCGACAGAUACUCUACAUAGACGGCCACUGUGAGUCACAGGAAAAUGGGCGUCAAUACUGAUAAGCCAAGUCUUGGCCAACACAAGGGUCAGUAGUAUAUGAUAAUGAUGC
Messenger RNA from Alternaria alternata, 1270 nucleotides. RefSeq names its product peptidase C15, pyroglutamyl peptidase I-like protein. Bases 141 to 983 code for a protein of 280 amino acids. The record is from RefSeq and is a predicted model, not a curated record. Gene Ontology annotation, biological process: proteolysis. Lineage: Eukaryota; Fungi; Ascomycota; Dothideomycetes; Pleosporales; Pleosporaceae. The transcript has a single exon.